Molecule: messenger RNA, 2526 nt
Organism: Scheffersomyces coipomensis
Lineage: Eukaryota; Fungi; Ascomycota; Pichiomycetes; Serinales; Debaryomycetaceae
Gene: CSA1
Product: Csa1p
Exons: 1
Coding region: 1-2526 (841 amino acids)
Biological process (GO): intracellular iron ion homeostasis
Cellular component (GO): extracellular region
Molecular function (GO): heme binding
Source: RefSeq, a predicted model, not a curated record
AUGAAAGUUCAACUACUCGUGCUUCUUGCCAUUCUUGGUGUAUCUUUAGCUGACGAGACUAUAACUGAUGCUCCAGAUCCAACCACUGAAGAAGAUAAUCCAUGGGCUACUUAUCCAUCAGUAGCUAAAACUGCUUCUAUUAACGGUUUUGCUGAUAGAAUUUACGAUGAUAUGCCAGAAUGUGCUAAACCAUGUAUGUUCGCUGAUACUGGUAAGACUCCAUGUCCGUAUUGGGAUACUGGAUGUUUAUGUAUAAUGCCAAUGUUUGCUGGUGAAAUUGGUGAAUGUGUGGCCGAUGCUUGUAAAGGUGGCGAUGUCCUCACCAUGAGAAGUUUAGCUACUUCUAUUUGUUCUAGUGCUGGUGUUUGGGAUCCUUAUUGGAUGCCACCUCAAGCAGUUUCCGAUGCUUUAGAUUCAGCUGCAUCUGCCACUGAUGCAGAAGAAACUCCAGAACCAACUCCAGAAACUACUGAACCAGAACCAGAACCUGAACCAAACACUGAAGAAACCACUGCUGAACCAACUCAACCAGCAACUACUGAUGCUCCAACAACCACAUCAACAUCAACUACCUCUGUUAUUAGAACUGCUUCUAUUAAUGGUUUCGCUGAUAGAAUUUAUGAUGAAUUACCUGAAUGUGCCAAACCAUGUAUGUUUGCUGAUACCGGUAUAACUCCAUGUCCAUAUUGGGAUACUGGAUGUUUAUGUGUCAUGCCAAUGUUUGCUGGUGAAAUCGGUGAAUGUGUAGCUGAUGCUUGUAGAGGAAAUGAUGUCCUUGAAAUGAGAAGCUUAGCCACCUCAGCUUGUUCAGUUGCUGGUGUUGGUGAUCCAUUCUGGAGACCACCUGCUUCGGUCUCUGAACUUUUGGAAUCUGCUGCUUCCGCCACUGAUGUUGAAGAAACUGCUGAUCCAACCACCGAAGAAACUACCGAAGAACCAACUCAACCACCAACUACUGAUGCUCCAACAACCACAUCAACAUCAACUACUUCUAUCAUCAGAACUGCUUCUAUUAAUGGUUUCGCUGAUAGAAUUUAUGAUGAACUACCUGAAUGUGCCAAACCAUGUAUGUUUGCUGAUACCGGUAUAACUCCAUGUCCAUAUUGGGAUACUGGAUGUUUAUGUGUCAUGCCAAUGUUUGCUGGUGAAAUCGGUGAAUGUGUAGCUGAUGCUUGUAGAGGAAAUGAUGUCCUUGAAAUGAGAAGCUUAGCCACCUCAGCUUGUUCAGUUGCUGGUGUCGGUGAUCCAUUCUGGAGACCACCUGCAUCUGUUUCCGAACUUUUGGAAUCUGCUGCAUCUGCUACUGAUGUUGAAGAAACUGCUGAUCCAACUUCUGAAGCUCCAUCUUCAAGUGUUCCAGAAGCUACUAGUGAAACUCAACCACCAACCACUGAAGCUCCAGAAGAAUCCGAUAAUCCAUGGGCUACUUAUCCACCUGUUGAUAAGACCGCUUCCAUUAAUGGUUUUGCUGAUAAGAUUUAUGAUGAUAUGCCAGAAUGUGCUAAACCAUGUAUGUUUGCUGAUACUGGUAAGACUCCAUGCCCAUAUUGGGAUACUGGAUGUUUAUGUAUUAUGCCAAUGUUUGCUGGUGAUAUCGGUGAAUGUGUCGCUGAAGCUUGUAAAGGUGCUGACGUUCUUACCAUGAGAAGUUUAGCUACUUCUAUUUGUUCUAGUGCUGGUGUUUGGGAUCCAUUCUGGAUGCCACCUGAUUAUGUUUCUGAUGCUUUAGAUCAUGCCGCUGCUGCUACUGAUGUUGAAGAAACUUCAUCCAACUCAGAACCAACUUCAAGUGCUGACCCAAGCGAAGAAGACUCAUCUUCAGAUCCAGCUCCAACCGAAAGUGUUGAUCCAAGUGAUGAAUCUAGUUCAGUGAUUGCAUCUACUGAAUCAUCUAUUGAAUCAUCUGUUGACCCAGCUGACCCAGCUGAAUCCAGCGAAGAUCCAACUCUUGUUGAUCCAGAAACUUCAAUUAUUCUUACUACCACCACCAAUGUUGUUACUGAAACUUCCACUACUUGUGAAGAAAGUUUCACUUACACCAAUCAAACAUCAACUAAACAAAGUUCAAAUGUAACUACCAAGAAACCAAUUGAAACUGAUAUUGAGACUGAAACCAUUGAUGUGAUUAUUACUAAGACCAAGACCUUAUGUACCAAAUGUAAGACAGUGACUAAGACUGAAAAUGGAGUUCCAACUACUGUUCUUGAAGAUGAAGAAGAAAUCACCAAGGAAACUGAAUCACCAAAGAGUAAACAACAAACAGAAGGUGGUGAAGUUAAACCAACCAAAUCUGGAGAAGUUGAAGCUCCUGCUAAAUCCAAAUCGGGAGAAGCUGCUGGAGUUCCAGAAAAAGAAACCAAACCAGAGGCUGAAGUUGCACCAACUGCAGCUGUGAGUAGUAGUAGCGCUGGUGUUGCUGCUCCACAAGAAACUGGUAUCAUAGAUCAAAUCAAUUCAGGAUCAAGCUUGAUGCCGCUGAUUGUUAAUUUUGUAAUUAUUGCUAUGUCAUUAGUUUACUUCCUUUAG